Molecule: messenger RNA, 1119 nt
Organism: Rhincodon typus (whale shark)
Lineage: Eukaryota; Metazoa; Chordata; Chondrichthyes; Orectolobiformes; Rhincodontidae
Product: lysophosphatidic acid receptor 3-like
Exons: 2
Coding region: 379-1119 (246 amino acids)
Biological process (GO): G protein-coupled receptor signaling pathway
Cellular component (GO): membrane
Molecular function (GO): lysophosphatidic acid receptor activity
Source: RefSeq, a predicted model, not a curated record
GGAUGGGAUGGACUCAAUGUUCCCACCCAAACACAGUUCCAUCUCCUUUACCUUUCUUGGUCAAGCCCACAGCAGUUACUCAAAGUGGAACGAAGUGUGUCGCCGGGUCAACCACUCUCUCUCACUGCUCCUCUGUCUGCAAAGGAUUUUAAACUAAACUUAUCCCUUUAACUCCUGAGCUAAGGGCACAGAGCCAGAACUGCAAUUCGAGCUGUUUUUUUCCAAGAACCAGCAACAACAAAAAAAAACCCUCCACAAGAUAACAAGGGGGUGGCGAACGGAACUGCAUGGCCAUGGCUCACUGUGGGUGAGACUGCGAGGGGAGAGCUGCAAUUUUCCAAGCAGGCUGCUGGAGGAGACGUAAAAUUGGAAGGGAAGAUGGCAACCUGCUACUAUAACGAAACAAUGAACUUUUUCUACAAUCUCACAAGUAGCUCGAGAGAAGAUAAAUUGAAGGGCAGCUAUUACCUCGGUUUGGGCUUUGGUAUAGUUUGCUGCCUGUUUAUCUUCCUGUCUAAUACCAUGAUCAUAAUCGCUGUGGUACGCAACCGACGGUUCCAUUUCCCUUUCUUCUACCUGCUUGCCAAUCUCGCGGCUGCUGACAUUUUUGCCAGCCUGGCCUAUGUCUUCCUGAUGUUUAAUACGGGUCCAGUUUCGAGAACACUGUCAGUGCACCGUUACCUGCUGCGCGAGGCGCUACUGAACGUGAGCUUCUGUGCAUCACUGUACAGCCUACUGGUAAUUGCGAUCGAACGCUACCUUUCUGUCAUCAAGAUGAGGCUCCACAGCAGCCUGUCAAAACGACGCGUCACUCUCCUGGUCCUGGUCAUCUGGGGAACUGCUAUCUUCAUGGCCACCAUCCCCAACAUGGGGUGGAAUUGCAUCUGUAACAUCAGCACUUGUUCGUCACUGGCCCCCAUUUACAGCAGGAGUUUCCUGACAUUCUGGGCUUUAUUCAACCUCUUCACACUUGGCUUUGUUGUAAUAAUAUAUCUGCGGAUUUAUAUCUACGUCAGAAAGAAAACCUUAAACUUGAUGUCUCACACCACUGGCUCCAUCAAACGCAACAAGAUGCCUAUGAAGCUAAUAAAGACCAUCGUGACGGUUCUGGGUAGGUGA